This is a messenger RNA of Aphanomyces astaci, 3180 nucleotides long. RefSeq lists its product as hypothetical. The record is from RefSeq and is a predicted model, not a curated record. The transcript is spliced from 2 exons. The coding region runs from base 67 to 3039 and encodes 990 amino acids. Lineage: Eukaryota; Oomycota; Saprolegniomycetes; Saprolegniales; Verrucalvaceae.
ACAAGAUCGCAAGAUCUUUUAAUACAUCACGUCAUGUAGCAUUGUGGCAUUUUCUCUCAAAGCAAGAUGAAGCAAGCCAUUGCGUCGUUGGUUGCAACAGCGCUGCUCGUGCAAGCUGGGACCGGUCCCCAGUGGGAAGAGCAAGAUUUCCGGGCGUUGUUAGCCAGCCAAGGCCAAACGGUAGCCAUCAACCAAUGUCCAGCGUGGGCUACACCCAUCAAAGACUUCCACAUUUCCGCAGCCACAGGGGUGUGCUUGAAUCCUGCAAACAACGUGUUCAACUUUGCAAGUGGCGUGGGGCUCAACGCGGUUCCGUUUCCGUACUCGUCGUAUCCGUACUCGCUCGACCACCCAUUGUUUACGUACGCCAAUGGCGCUGGCGUCGCGGCCUCCACCGUCUCUACCCUGCCUCGUAUUACUGUGCAAGUGCUCAAGAACGCCGACCCCACCGUAAACGUGCUGACCCCGGACACUGAAACCGCGUUUCAUUGGCAAGACUUUGACGAAAACCGCAACGCCCGUGUGUGGAGUCGUGUGGGUCCGUUGGUCGGAAACCCCGGGGUCUACAAAGUGGACUUGAACGCGCACGACUACUACGUUGAUAGCGGCGUGUGCGAGUUGUGCUUCACCGUGACUGACCACUACCGUCCCAAGUCGUCGUCGCUCUGCCCCGCUGCCCCCGCCGGGGGAUUGGUGCGAUCGGGAUGGACAGCUGCCAACGUUGCUGCGCUCGAUGCGUAUUUGGAUGGUGCCGGAGCCUUUUCUACCUCCCGUGGCAACAACGGCGACUGCAACACCGCCAUUCCAGUUGGCGCCCCUGCGUGUGCGGACACGACGGUCAAGACGCCCUCUGACUGGUUCAAUUGCGCCUUGGAUACGACCUUGCCGUCGUUCAUUACGUCGGACUUUGCCACGACGCCGCCUGGAGUUGGCACCCUUGGCUGCGUCCGCAACAUUCUGGCGACGAAUCCAUUUGCCACCGACUCGACGUUGCAAAGCCCCGGGGGAGACCUCAACACGGGAAAGUGCACGCGCACAGUCACGUUCGACUACCACUGGUACGAGUACUGGACCCAAUUCAGCUGCACGGCUGCCCCAGCCGGUCAAUGCACCAGUGGCACGGAUGCUUCGUAUGGCGGGGACGAGUCGGGCGUCACGUCUGCCAGUGCCUACCAAUGUGCUAACACGGUGACGCUGUCGGCUACGGCCAACAACUUGGUCACCACCGCGUCGCUCACGUCGAAUGCGGCGGCUCUUCAAUCUAACUCGCAGUUUAUUUCGGAUCCCCGCGGCGUGUUCUUCGAAGAUAGUUACACCAAGCUCAGCGACGGUUCAAACAACCAAGUGCACUUCUGGUCGCCGUUGGUGGCCGGCCAGGAUGCCGACUUGGACGUCCGCAACCCCGUCACAGUGCCCAUUCAAAGCGUGUUUUCCACCUCUGCCACUGGAAGCGCCCUUCCCGGGCUAACCCUGCCCGCCGUGUCGUCGCGGGUGUUUUGGCGGUGGACCACCAACAACCCCGUCACAGCUUCUGGCUGGAACGACUACUCUGCCAACGGCAACUUGGUCUUGACCGAUCUCUUGACUACGGUCACGUUUGAAUCGUGGACGUAUUGCGGCCAAAAGGGCAGCUCGAUCUCGUGGAAUGUGUACAACCAUCGCCAUCAAUCGAUCCAAAACGUCGACGAAUGGUUCCAGCCCCAGUGGUCAUACGUGUCCAAGCCCCGCUGUAACGUCCCCCACAGCGACUUUGGUGUGGUGCAGUUUGCCUUUGACUUGGACGACCUCAAUGCGCGCAUCGUGGACCUGGGUCCGAACGGCGAGGGGGAUAACCCGAACGGCAUCCACGGUGCCCCACUGGACGAUGAUGUCCUCCUCGAGGACACAACCCAUGUAGACUGGAGGUUCAGCGGGGCCACGUGUGCGUGGAAGUACGGGAAUCCGUCCUCGCUUACAGACUUUACAGUGUCCGACUAUGCGUGGGCGAUCGACGCCAGUGACUUUGUGAGCGCGGGGAAUCCCCCUAACUUUGUCCCCCAGACCUUUCAGUUUGCCCCCAAGUUGAUCAACGCGGGGGUGACCACGGUGACCGUGUAUUGCGAUUUUGCCUUUACCGACACGCUGAAUAGCGACGUCGUGACGGUGUACCAAGGCGCAUUCGGCACGCCCCUCGCAUUGCUGUCCAAGACUUAUCCCGUCGGGUCGUACAACUUGCCCAACUGGCUUCGAGGUCCGAUUUUGGGCGUGUCGUCGUUGCGCAUUGAAAACGGAUACAGCGUCACGUUGUUCAAGGAGUUCAACAACCAAGGCGCGUCCAUCACGUACACGACCGACGUUCCCUAUGCCAGAAUCAUCUCGGACAACUGGAACAACGAAGCCAAGAGUUUGCGCAUCGAUGCCUUGCCAGGCACGGUGGGGUACACCGUCCCUAACACGGUCCAUAUUUCUACGGACAAGACGUUUGUGUUUGAAAACUGCGACGUGCCGACGAUCCUCGACCCGUCCUACCCCGUCGACAACACGUGUGUGGCUGGCUGCAGUGCUGCGUCGUGGAACGUUGCGGCGGCCCAACGCUUGGCGGCCCCCUUCCAGGCCAGUGGGGGCAACUUGAUCUUCCCCGCCGGGCAAUGGGACGACGUAACGGCGGUAGCCACUGUGUUUCAAACCGACACUAGCUUUGGGUGCUGCACUUCGUGCAACGGCCCUGCUGGCUUUGGCGCAGGAAUCACGGCCGUGUCGGCGCCGUGGACGGCGGGCUCGCCCAUCUCUCGCUGCCAGCCGUCCAAUUAUGCCGUACCCAACCCCGCCCCCACGCAAGUGGACCCCACUGUGGUCGCCGACCCAGAUGCGGUACCUACUGUCGUGAUGAUGUUCGCGGAAUCGAUGGGAGGAGCUUUGACUUCCACAAGUGCGUUGGGGGUGUUGGCAGUGUUUGCGGUGGUGGCGGUUGUCGCUGGGCUGGCGUUUCAACAAUCCAAGUUGCGUCAAUUCGUUGUCAUGGAUGAUGCGUACACAUCGCUCACGGAUGCGUCGCUCUAAACGAUGCGCAAAAGAAUGUGUUUUGAAUGGAACUGAAUUCGAGUCUUUAAUAGUUUGCGUACGUACAACUGACGUACUAGUACGCCCCAUUGCAAUUAGACUUGUGUUUCUAGGCUACCACGUCCACAACAGACGAGCUCG